AUUAGUUGAUCCUGCAUGAGCCCUACCUUAGAUCUCUGCGACUUUACCUCAUUAUAAGCCAUCUCCAACCAACCGGAUGCUUCAAGGUGCAGGUCGUAACCCAUCAAACUUCUUUGGCAGCUUAAGCUGCUUAAGCGAGAAGUUGGGUGUUUUUCAGAUGUGGUUUCUAACGAAGUAGCCUGGCGUCGGCGAAGAUACGGAUUCCAACCAAUUAUUCCGUGAUUCCACGCUCACCCCGGAUGUCAACUAGUGCGGUCAUCGGUCGUUGAUCAAUGUUCUUAGCCCAGGUCAAGCCGCUUCGAACGAACGACUCAGAUGCCCGCCAACAUGACCUCGACAUACCCUUUUGAACCUAGUCCGCCGUGGACGACUGUGAACCCUAAGCCAUUCUCGCCUUUUCGCACGCGUUACGGUAGCGAAGAAUUGGAAGCGCCUUCAUUACCGUCGCCUCGAAACGAGCCAUUCAAUGACAAUUAUAUCGUUAGCACCCACCUCGUACCUGCUGGUUGUCCAAGGCUCACUCCGGAUAUCCCAUUGCCUGUGGUCCCUAAAUUCACAACAAAUGCCGCGGAACGGAAACGAGAUAUCCAGCAGCUUUCCACUGAACUUAGGGAGCGACAAGAGCGCUUCGUGCAGGGAAAGUUAGGUGGAGAAAGAAGCGAGCGGCCGUUAUGGAAUUGUGUUAACCGAUAUGUCAAGAGAGUUCAAGAUGGGAGGAAGGGCUUGACACUGUUAUUCGCUCACGCAAUUGGUUUUCCCAAGGAGAUAUGGGAAGCAACCCUGCGAUAUCUAUUAUCGUCAUCCACAGCUUCACUGAUUGACGAGGUGUGGUCUUGGGAAGCCGUUCAGCACGGUGAUGCUGCAGUUGUCAACGAGACAAAUCUCAGUGGCAUAUUUGAUUGGCGAGACAACGCGCGGGACAUUGCACACUUUCUGUUAUACUAUCUACCGGAAGAUACAUCUUCAAAGAUUUUACCGACGCAUCUACAACUUCUGCCGGAGACUAUCCGUGAAUCCAGGAAGACUAAGGGAUUUUCAUCCCGCUCCCUGGUCGCCGUUGGACAUUCAUUCGGCGGCUGCUCUUCGAUACUAGCAGCUGUCAACUUCCCUGCAGUGUUCUCCUCCAUAAUUCUUAUAGACCCUGUAGCUGCUAGCAGUCUCCACUACUCCUCCAAUUUACUUAGGCUCAUUUCCGCUGCCCUUGCUAGGCGUGAACGUUGGCCAUCACGUGAGGAGGCAUUACGCUCGUUCAAGGCCUCUCCAUUCUUCAGAGCGUGGCAUCCUGAUACCCUGCAGCUAUAUAUUACAUAUGGCUUGUGCGAGGAUUCACAAGGGGGCGUGAAGCUAAAGAUGUCAGGUCUACACGAGGCUUUGGUGUUCGUAGAUCGUAUAGGAUCAAAUGAAGCAUGGCAACUACUGGAAAAGGUGGACGAGCGAAUAGAACUACGUUGGAUUGUUCCAGGGAAGCCCGAAGACAAGGGACUCGGGGGCGAAAAAGCAACGAGGGUGCGAGUGUGGCGAAGACCUGCUAACUCAUCCAACGUGGUAUUUCACUUUGCUGGGCAUCUGAUCCCACACGAAUCACCAGUGGAGCUCGCCCAAGAAAUAUCAGCUUUCCUGGAGAAGAAGUACGGGAGACGGAGUAGAGCAUACCUAUGAUAUCCUUUGCAGUGAUAUUGAAUUCACCUAGGGUUGUACCAACAAUGGACAGGAAACAAGCAAUAC
This is a messenger RNA of Suillus subalutaceus, 1725 nucleotides long. RefSeq names its product Alpha/Beta hydrolase protein. Bases 316 to 1659 code for a protein of 447 amino acids. The record is from RefSeq and is a predicted model, not a curated record. Lineage: Eukaryota; Fungi; Basidiomycota; Agaricomycetes; Boletales; Suillaceae. The transcript is spliced from 8 exons.